UCCGGAGCAGAAGGUGGCGGUAAUGCACCAAUACGCUGGAUGCCAACCGCCGUAAAAAUAUAAGAAGAAGAACAGCAGAACGUCAUGACGCACGACGUCACGCCCGGGUCAUGUGACCGGUAUUGCGAGGAAGCGGAGUCCAUCAGAAAAAUCCUCCCGAGAUGAAUCGAGCAAUUAUUAACACGGUGUUUGCGCUUUUAGGCCUUUUAUCAGGGGUUUUGGGUGACAGUUUGACUGUUUUGCGCAGCCCGCAGUACGUCACCUUCCGGGAUGGACAGUGGCCCAUAUCGGGAGAAAAGAUCCCUGAUCUAGUCGCCCUGACCAUGGGCUUCUCCAUCCAUGAGGAUCUUGAUUGGCCAGGUCUGGCUGCCGGUUGGCUGUUCCAACGCCCGCGUGCAAACGCUCUGAUCGUCGUGCGUGGCUUGGACAGCCUCGACUUUCCGAAAAACAUUUCCUGUUACCCUCUUGAAAACCCGGUUCCGUUCACCCUGGACAGUGUGGCAAACACGGUGCACACUCUGUUUGCUGACAGCACCCCUGUGGUCUUGCAGCUCGCCCCAAGUGAGGAGAGGCUGUAUAUGAUGGGAAUGGCCAACACAGUGUUUGAGGACCUGCCCGUGACCCUGCAACAGAUCCGUGGACGUCUGUCCCAGGACGGAUCCGUCCUCACAUCCCUUCCUCUCGUCUCUCUCAGUCGUAAUAACGAGGCUGAUCUUCUGUUCCUCUCUGAGGUUCAGGUGUUGUACGACAUCUCUGCUCUGUUGCAGAAACACAAGCAUCUGGCUAAAGACCCGGCUCCUGACCUGUACUCUCUAGAGCUCGCGGGGUUGGAGGAGAUCGUCCGCCGCUACGGCACAGACUCCCCUCAGUUCACCGACGCUACCAGAAUCCUGACGUCUGCUCUGCAGAAGUUCGCAGACGAUGUCGCCAAUGUCUAUGCAAACAACGCGGUUGUAGAAGUCGUGACUGUGAAGACGUUUGAAGCCCCUCUGACCAGGAAGUCACGCUCCAUCCUCGAGUCCAAGCAGAUCGGUGCGAGAAGAAAGAAUCGAUUCAAGACCACUUCUAGUAACCCAGGCAGCCCUUACAACCUGGCCUACAAGUACGACUAUGAUUACGCCGUGGUCUUUAACAUUGUCCUGUGGCUGAUGAUCGUGUUAGCUUUAUCCGUCAUCGUGAUCUCGUACAACCUCUGGAACAUGGAUCCCGGAUAUGACAGCAUCAUUUACAGGAUGACCAAUCAGAAGAUCCGAAUGGACUGAUGUCGUCCUCCGCAUCCCAUUCCAUUUUGUGUUUUGUAUUUGAGUGCAUUUGAAUGUGUUUUAUUUUUGAUGUGUGCACCACAGAAUUGCUUGUAUAAAUGCUAUGACGCAAUCAAACACAGAUAUAAAGAUUAUUUAUUAAUGCCUAUUGAUAAAUGGAGAAAUAAAAUUGCUUGCGACGUUUCUUAAUCGUCGUAUCUUGUAGAUUUGCAUAAUGUGAAUCUACUGAAGAGGAAAAUCUGAUGUAAAGAAUUGAAAUCUAACUCUAUUUAUUGUUUGUUGUUCACUUCAUCGUGCUGUUUUCCUUCCUGAAUACUGGAUAUGGUGGAAUUGCUCCAUUGCCAUGUACAUUUGUUUAAUUGAAUAAAUGUCGUUUUCAUUGAAUAUAACUAUAAAGUAGACUGUUGACUUGUGUACAAGGCCGUAACCAUUUCUUGAGCAUUGAACAUUUUUAAUAAGGUAUAGAAAUAGAACGUUCAAGGAAAUGCUAAAUCUAAUUCUAGUAGGGAAGGAAUCAUUUUUAACUAUUUGCAAAUAAUAUUUUAAAGUAUGCACACAUUCACUCAUUUGUAUGCCUAAUAUGGCGAAAACACAAAAUGUUACUUCACUUGUCUGGUCACGCUCAGUUUCAGGAAUUACAUGAAUCACAUAUAUGAUGCCAAAACGGCCAUAUUUGUGGG
Sinocyclocheilus anshuiensis is the source of this 1942-nucleotide messenger RNA. RefSeq names its product renin receptor. The transcript is spliced from 10 exons. The record is from RefSeq and is a predicted model, not a curated record. Lineage: Eukaryota; Metazoa; Chordata; Actinopteri; Cypriniformes; Cyprinidae. Gene Ontology annotation, biological process: positive regulation of Wnt signaling pathway. Bases 162 to 1262 code for a protein of 366 amino acids. Gene Ontology annotation, molecular function: signaling receptor activity. Gene Ontology annotation, cellular component: external side of plasma membrane; membrane.